UGGCUGUAACACUUUAGGAACGCCUUCUUAUUUACGUUUACGUGCCACUGAUUGGUGAAGGCGGGGUUGACGGCGUCGUUCGGUAAAGUCUUGUAGUCACCAAAUCCUAACCGAUUGAUCGCGGUGCACUUGCGACGGGCACGCAGAGUAGAGCGGUGGCGCAGUUAGUGUCAACGUUUGCCAGUCUUGGUAUUUCAGACAGUCGUUACUGUACAAGAACCGUUCGUUGUUAUCCCACAUUAUAGAAAUUUUUCAGGAAUGGGCCACAACGCGGGAACGUCCAACGGUACCAGCAAUAACGUUCAAAUCAGAUGUACAUAUCCCGGAUGUCACUGCGACGCUUUCACUACGGCACCGGACAAUGUGCGACAGUGUUACAGUUGUACCCACGGUUGGGUUCCUCAUGCUUUGGAUAAGAUCGGCAUCGUGUACCAAUGGGACAUGCGGAAAUACGAGCCGAUCACGUUCGACUGUGUUUUCGACAUCGCCAGUUUGAUCCUUUUUGGAACGCAUGGCAUCCCGUUCCGCCUCCACGUUUGUCUUGAGCGGUUGCUGGCUUGUUUGGAUACAGAUGAUGUGAUUCGCAUUGUUGAGCAGUUUGAUUGGAUUUGGGAAGAUUUUUACCGUGGAUACAAAUUACAGGCUAAUGACAAAACGCUGCGUAAUAACUGGGUCUAUCCGACGCUUGUGGACGAAACGAUGAUUUUGGGACAUUUUCUGAAAUACAAACCAACCCAAGCUGUGGCUACUCGUUUCCUCCAGGAUAUUGCCAACCAGCGGAAAGAGGACAACCCUUACCUUCAGGUGUUCGCACAGCCACCGGAGUCUGGUUUGCAGACUUUCUUCCUGCAGAACCAACAAAAAUCCAACGCGGCUGCCAAUCCACUGGUGCCGCCGUCCCCCGCCGCCGCUCCUCCGCAUUCUGUCCAAAAUGGACUCGUUUUGCAGGGCCUCAAUUCACCGCGUCCCGUGCCCGUGCAUGCGGACAGUAACGGAUCUCUCACUCCCGUCGUUAUCCGAGCCGUACAGAAUGGCACCAUCCAUGUCCAACCGGAUACGCACAUGUCGCUGCCGCAUACGAAUCAGUUCAACCUCAGUCUGAACCAGUCCACGCCCACCGCUUCCACCCCUCCCCAGCCGACUAUUCCCGGUAAACGAAAACUGCAGCCUAAACCUCCAACUACUCCUCAGCCCGUUGUGGCUGCCGAAAAACCCCCACAGACGCCUCCGCUCAGUAAUGGAGCUGCUGCUACCGACCACGUGGGAAAGAAAGCCUUGCCCAAACUGGAGAAACUAACGCCAGCCGCCCUGGAAUCCAUGGCCAAUAUGAUUCCCAAGAAAACGCCCACAAAACGGGUAGACUGCGAUCAUUGCCAUAAAAGCUUCUGCGAUAAGGGAGCUUUAAAGAUCCACUACAGUGCUGUACAUCUUAAAGAAAUGCAUCGGUGUACAGUGAAAGGAUGCAACAUGAUGUUCAGCUCGCGCCGCAGCCGCAAUCGCCAUUCUGCCAACCUGAAUCCGCGCCUGCACAGUAAUUUGUUUCAACCCCGACGCGGUGGUAUUUUGGCGUCGGGAGACGAUGAACUGCCGCCGCAGAAUGACGAGCCGGAGCCCAGUGAUAUCGGCAUGGAUGAUGACGACGACGAUCGGUCAUUGUCGUACGAAGAAGCCGAGCAGCCUGGACUCAAACUGGACAGCCCAGAAUCAAUUGGACAAAACUUCAAGCUGGUUAUUGCGACGGAUGACUCUAAUUCGGCAACCGAUCGGAUGGAACCGAUUGCAAAACGCAAGCCGCACCACAACGGUUGCUUUGAUCCUUACCGUGACGACAUGUUUUUCUCGGGACAGCACAAUCCGAUGAAGGCACUGGACUUUUCCAAACGAACCGGUUCUCACGAUGAGCCGAUGGAUCUGGUGAAAAAUGAACGCAAAUCUGUUGACGCAGAUUUCUUAUUGCAAGCACAGAAGGAACUUCACACGGUGGAGCCACCCAAACGCUUCGGGGAAUUGGCGAGAGGAGAGAGCGAUCCGGGAGUGGGAGAUGGUGCAGAGGAUUCCGACAACGAUGAAUCCUGCUCGCUGAGUGACUCAGCUAUGGACACGGCGCCAUUGCCGCACGUCACCGUCAAACGGGACGAGCACGGAAAGGUCAUCAUUCCCGUUGACCCCAGUGAUCCUAACCGUUGUGUGGAGUGUGGGAAGAUUCUCAAGAAUCACUUCACUGUACGGACGCAUUUCACCAAUGUGCAUUUGCGACUGAUGCACAAGUGCAAGAUACCCGGAUGCGGGGCAGCAUUUCCGUCGGUCAGAAGCCGCGAUCGUCACAGUGCCAAUGCGAAUUUGCAUAAUAAAACUAUGGCGGGGUUUGGAGACGAGCUGAUUGUAAGCACGGUACUAUCUCCGAUGUUAGCCACAGCUGUGGUUGCUCCUUCUACAGCUGCCACCAUGGUGACUCCGACUUCGAACGCCGCUGUUAUCACUCCGGUGUUGACCUUUCCCACUCCGGAGCCGUAAUGCGGCGGUGUUUAUUGCCGUAAUCGUGUGUUGGUGUUCCUCUUACGCACGUAAGGGAUUCGUAAAUGUUUAACCUCAUUGAUUGCAUGCAAUGCCAUGCAUCAAACGUUCGCGGGAAAUGACCCGAUUCUGUGUUGUGAUUGUUUACUGUUCUGAGUUCAGUCGAGUUCUUGCUGCAUGAUCUUUGUUCGUUUUGUGACUACUGGUAAUUAACAGUACUGUAUAUCCACAUUGGUUUUAACGAUUGUAUAAACCUGUUUUGUAAUAAAUUAGUUUGCAUUUGGUGCCCGUCAUUGAAAGCAUUGUCUGCUAGAGUUCCGAUGCUGUGUCUAUUUAGUAUUGUUUUUUUCUCAUUUCCGACCAAAGCGCGCGCACUAACUGACGAAUGGAAUGGAACAAUAAAAGACAUGACCUCGA
This is a messenger RNA of Paramacrobiotus metropolitanus, 2931 nucleotides long. Its product is annotated as zinc finger protein basonuclin-2-like. Lineage: Eukaryota; Metazoa; Tardigrada; Eutardigrada; Parachela; Macrobiotidae. The transcript is spliced from 6 exons. The record is from RefSeq and is a predicted model, not a curated record. Gene Ontology annotation, cellular component: nucleus. Gene Ontology annotation, biological process: regulation of DNA-templated transcription. The coding region runs from base 259 to 2514 and encodes 751 amino acids.